Messenger RNA from Sciurus carolinensis (gray squirrel), 486 nucleotides. Its product is annotated as putative neuroblastoma breakpoint family member 5. Lineage: Eukaryota; Metazoa; Chordata; Mammalia; Rodentia; Sciuridae. The transcript has 4 exons. The record is from RefSeq and is a predicted model, not a curated record. Bases 1 to 486 code for a protein of 161 amino acids.
AUGUGGUUUACUCUGGAUGUGGCAAGCCCUGGCUGUGACGGUACUGCUAAAAACAUCAUGGCAGUACCUGUCAGUUCUUCUCCUAAUGUAGGGGAAGAAAUGGAUCUUGAAGAAGUCAUCCUGGAAUUGCAUUCUCAGUUACAACAGAGCAAGCAGGCUUUCCAGGACCUCAGAGAAAAAUUUCUCAUUUGUAAAUCUACGACCUACUCCCUGGCAAAGCAGCUCCAGAAGUAUCAAUGCAACAAGGACAACGACCUAAUUGUUUCCGUGUUGGGGGAGAAGAUGCAGUCCCAUGACGGGGAACUGGCCGAGAGACUGACGGUAGAAGAGCAGCUAAGGGAAUCCAAUAUCAUCGACCAUCAAACCCAGGAGCUGUCUGAACUGAGGAAUAGAGUACGUCAUGGGAAAAAUGUUUCAUUACUUAUCAGAGAGCAUCUGUGGGAACUCCUCACUCUGCACAGUUCUGACAGCCACAAAUUGCAGUGA